Molecule: messenger RNA, 195 nt
Organism: Strongylus vulgaris
Lineage: Eukaryota; Metazoa; Nematoda; Chromadorea; Rhabditida; Strongylidae
Source: the annotation of a GenBank genome assembly
AUGUUUCACAACACGUUCCAAAGUGGACUUUUAUCUGUUCUGUACAGUGUCGGCAGUAAUCCGCUACAGCUUUGGGAGAAACAGGUUAGCGAAUAUCUUAUAUUAACAUCUAGUGUAGAAUUUGAUACAUCUAACUCAAAACGUGCUACCUUCUUUCGCAAAUACGUAACUGAGGUCAUGAAUGGAGGUCAUUGA